AUGCCCGGCUGCAGCAGGACCGCGUGGUAUAACCCAGCAAACCAUCGCCCACGCCAUCCCCAUCGGCCUCCAGCGCCGCCUCCUCCGCAGCUGCCAGCUCCCCCCGCAAGCCAAGUCCUCUCCCCAGCGCUCGUGCUGGAUUCACCCCCGCUACGUCGAAGCAGAGGGGGUUCCCCAAGAUACAAACUCCAGAGGAGCCAGGGCACGGGGAAACCCACACCGCCUCCAUCCCCUCGCACCACCCUAGCGGCACCAUCCCACAGCCAUCGGCGACAGACGCCACAGCCCGGCUUUUCCUGGCCAGACCAUCCCACCUAG
Molecule: messenger RNA, 318 nt
Organism: Balearica regulorum gibbericeps (East African grey crowned-crane)
Lineage: Eukaryota; Metazoa; Chordata; Aves; Gruiformes; Gruidae
Source: RefSeq, a predicted model, not a curated record